Messenger RNA from Pristis pectinata (smalltooth sawfish), 1435 nucleotides. Its product is annotated as G-protein coupled receptor 83-like. The record is from RefSeq and is a predicted model, not a curated record. Gene Ontology annotation, biological process: neuropeptide signaling pathway. The transcript is spliced from 4 exons. Gene Ontology annotation, cellular component: membrane. The coding region runs from base 155 to 1435 and encodes 426 amino acids. Gene Ontology annotation, molecular function: neuropeptide Y receptor activity. Lineage: Eukaryota; Metazoa; Chordata; Chondrichthyes; Rhinopristiformes; Pristidae.
CUAACGGCGGGGCAUGACCGAGUCCCAACACAAGACUGAUUAAUGCACAGGAGACUUUAGUGACAGACUAUUGCAAAAAGCGAAGGCUGCAUAGUUGUAGACCUGCUGGUUGGAAAGACAGACACAGAUGCCGGCAAGUUAGUGAAACUGUUGAAUGAUUGAGAUGAGCCGCUAUCUGUGGCUACCCUUGUCCUAUGUUACCAACUCCGUCCGCAAGAACCGCGAGGAGGUCAAUGGCAGCGACUUCUUCUUUGCCCUAUAUGGCCUCUCCAACACCACCUCAUUCUUCAGCUGGGGCAACCUGACCAUCGAAGACUGGGGCAUCUUCAACAAUGACACCAAGUAUGAAGCCGAGUCUAAGAACCCGACUGUCAAAGCGCUGCUGAUCGUGGCUUACUCUGUCAUCAUUGUCAUCUCGCUGUUCGGCAAUGUCCUCGUCUGCCAAGUGGUGAUCAGAAACAAGCGGAUGCAUUCCGCCACCAGCCUCUUCAUAGCUAACCUGGCCGUGGCUGAUAUCAUGAUCACGCUCCUCAACACUCCCUUCACACUGGUCCGGUUUGUAAAUAGUAACUGGGUAUUCGGAAAGUUGAUGUGCCAUGUUAGUCGCUUUGCUCAGUACUGUUCUGUACAUGUUUCUGUCCUGACCCUCACUGCCAUUGCUCUGGACCGGCACCAGAUUAUCAUGCAUCCCUUGAAGCCAAGGAUGUCUAAGGCUAAAGGAGUCAUCUGUAUCAUCGUCAUUUGGAUCAUGGCUACUGCUUUCUCUCUUCCACAUGCAAUCUACCAGAAGUUGUUCAAAGUUGAAUACAGAAAAGAGAGAGUGCGAAGUUUAUGUCUCCACAGUUUCCCACAGCCUGCUGAUUUGUACUGGAAGUACAUGGACUUGUCCACUUUUAUUCUCCUGUACGUUCUGCCACUCCUGAUUAUAACCGUGGCCUACACAACAGUGGCGAAGAAGCUGUGGUUGCGGAAUGCCAUCGGGGACAUCACAGUGGAGCAAUACUUUGCCCACAGGCGUAAGAAAAAGAUGAUGCUGAAGAUGUUGAUGCUGGUGGUGGUAGUGUUUGCUGUCUGUUGGUUUCCCUUGAACUGCUACGUGGUGCUCAUCUCCAGCAAGGCCAUCAACACCAACAAUGCCCUGUACUUCACCUUCCACUGGUUUGCCAUGAGUAGUACGUGUUACAACCCGUUCAUCUACUGCUGGCUUAAUGCAAAUUUCCGAUCCGAAUUCAAAUCCUUGUUGAAUAUGUGCAGAAUGAGAAGAGCCACCCAUGUGCAGCCCCUUGCCUACACCCCCCCUCCCUACAGGCAGGCAUGGAAUGAAGGCAGAAGCCACAAGAGAAUCGGUCAAGCUCGGAAUCCACGGUUUAGCACCAACACAAACUCCGCAAGGACUGAUAUUUCCAUUGUGGAACCCAUUGUGACUGUCGGCUAA